CCUCGCGUCCCAGGCGGGGCCCUCGGGUGGGGCCCCGUGGGCCCUCCGUCGCCGAUCCGAGGCGUCCGUUCGUCAGUCCGCGCGUCCGGCGAGCUCGGCGGGGAAGGGCGGCCGCGCCCGGGCCUCCGUCCGCAGACCGCAGUUUGCGUCUAGCUUUAUCGACCAUCCCUGAAUGCGCAGAGGAGUGCUUCAGCACAGCAGCCAACGCCGCAGAGAGCAGAUGCAGACCGGAGGAAUUCAGCUGGCUAGGGCCUUGACCUGCAGUCCCGCAGGUUGGGACGUCUGAGUUUGUGUACAGAGACGGCUCUGUUUGCAGUGGGUUGUUGCAGGAGAAUGCCGGCGGCUUAAGCUCCCUUGGACAAGAUGGAAGCAGCAACCCUGGAAUGUCCUAACUCCUCCUCCGAAAAACGCUAUUUCCCCGAGUCCCUGGAUUCCAGUGAUGGGGAUGAGGAGGGAAUUCUGGCGUGUGAGGAUUUGGAACUUAACCCUUUCGAUGGCUUGCCAUAUUCAUCACGUUACUAUAAACUUCUGAAAGAAAGAGAAGACCUUCCAAUAUGGAAGGAAAAAUACUCCUUUAUGGAGAAGCUGCUUCAGAGUCAAGUUGUGAUCGUUUCGGGAGACGCUAAGUGUGGCAAGAGCUCUCAGGUUCCGCAGUGGUGUGCUGAGUACUGCCUUUCCAUCCACUACCAGCACGGGGGCGUGGUGUGCACACAGGUCCACAAGCCCACGGCGGUCCAGCUCGCCCUCCGCGUGGCAGAUGAGAUGGAUGUUAACAUUGGUCAUGAAGUCGGCUACGUGAUUCCUUUUGAGAACUGCUGUACCAGUGAAACCAUCCUGAGGUAUUGUACUGAUGAUAUGUUGCAAAGAGAAAUGAUGUCCAAUCCUUUUUUGGGUAGCUAUGGGGUCAUCAUCUUAGAUGAUAUUCAUGAAAGAAGCAUCGCAACUGACGUGUUACUUGGACUUCUUAAAGAUGUGUUACUAGCAAGACCGGAACUGAAGCUCAUAAUUAACUCCUCACCUCACCUGAUCAACAAGCUCAGUUCUUACUAUGGAAACGUGCCUCUCAUCCAAGUGAAAAACAAGCACCCCGUGGAGGUUGUGUACCUUAGUGGGGCUCAGAAGGAGUCUUUUGAGUCUAUUUUACGCCUUAUCUUUGAAAUUCACCACUCGGGUGAGAAGGGUGACAUCGUUGUCUUUCUGGCCUGUGAACAAGAUAUUGAAAAAGCCUAUGAAAUUGUCUGCCAAGAAGGAUCUAACUUAAAUCCAGAUCUUGGAGAGCUGGUAGUUGUUCCUUUGUAUCCAAAAGAGAAAUGUGCACUGUUGAAGCCAAACGAUGAAACAGAAAAAAGAUGCCCAGUUUAUCAGAGACGAGUGGUGUUGACGGCUAGCUCCGGAGAAUCUUUGAUCUGUAGCAACACAGUCAAGUUUGUUAUUGAUGUGGGUGUGGAGAGAAGAAAGGUGUACAACCCCAGGAUCAGAGCAGACUCGCUCGUCACGCAGCCCAUCAGCCAGAGCCAGGCUGAGACCCGCAAGCAGCUCCUCGGCGCCUCUCCCUCAGGAAAACUCUUCUGUCUGUACUCCGAAGAAUUUGCCUCCAGGGACAUGCGGCCGCUGAAGCCAGCAGAGAUGCAGGAAGCCAACCUCACGAGCACGGUGCUCUUCAUGAAGAGAGUGGACAUCGCGGGCCUGGGCCACUGUGACUUCAUGAACAGACCCGCACCAGAGAGUCUGAUGCAGGCUUUGGAAGACUUAGAUUACCUGGCAGCACUGGACAACGAUGGAAAUCUAUCUGAGUUCGGAAUCAUCAUGUCAGAGUUCCCUCUUGAUCCACAACUCUCCAAGUCCAUCUUAGCAUCCUGUGAAUUUGACUGUGUCGAUGAAAUGCUCACCAUCGCUGCCAUGGUAACAGCUCCUAAUUGCUUUUCGCACCUGUCCCGCGGAGCUGAGGAGGCCGCCCUGUCUUCCUGGAAGACGUUCUUACAUCCCGAUGGAGAUCACUUCACCCUCAUCAACAUCUACAAGGCCUACCAGGACACGACUCUGAACGCCGCCAGUGAGCACUGUGUGGAAAAGUGGUGUCACGAUUACUUCCUCAACUGCUCAGCACUCAGGACAGCAGAGGUCAUCCGAGCUGAACUCUUAGAAAUCAUCAAGCGGAUCGAGCUUCCCUACACAGAACCUGCCUUCGGCUCAAAGGAGAACACUCUGAACAUAAAGAAAGCUCUUCUGUCUGGUUAUUUUAUGCAGAUCGCUCGGGACGUGGACGGGGCGGGCAACUACCUGAUGCUCACGCACAAGCAGGUCGCACAGCUGCACCCGCGCUCCUGCUACUCCGUCGCUGGGAGGAUGCCCGAGUGGGUCCUCUUCCACAAAUUCAGCAUCGCCAGCAACAACUACAUCAGGACCGCCUCCGAGAUCACGCCCGAGCUAUUUAUGCAACUGGCACCACAAUACUAUUUCAGUAAUCUGCCUCCCAGUGAAAGUAAGGAUAUUCUACAGCAAGUCAUGGAUCACCUAUCGCCUAUUUCAGCAACGAAAAAGGAGCAGAUGUGUGACAAGUGCCCGGAAACUACUGAACAGAGGUGCAGUGUGCAGUGAUGCUGCGGAGCGUCCACGAAGCCCCAUGUGCAAUACCUGCCCCAGAGGCGGCGUGGCGGCCGGCCCACCGGGGCAGCACCGACGAGGCGCCACGGCCCACACGGAGCCCUGAAAGGAAGAACGCUCUGUGUGUUAUUUAAAAACUAAAAAUAGAAGUUUUUAUUGAGUUCCUUAAAUUACUACCCCGUGGUUUUUCUUAUUGGAAAAGUUCUUAACCGUUCGUAAUUUGACCAAAAUUUUAAAAAAGCAAAGAUAUUUUGUAAAUGUGUCGCAGACACGGCUGACAGAACCCAACUUUUUGUAGGACCUUCAUCUGAAUAAAGUCGUGAGUUUUUCAGGAAGCCUCCACCAAGUCUUCCGGUAACUGUGCAGAAGCCAGCCCGCCACGGUCCAUGGGAGAUGGGUUAGACAGAGAGAUGCUCCUUCAGUUUUUCCAUGAUUUCAUUCAUUUUGUCGCCUGGAAUUAACAUCACAGUUCGCAGGGGCUUCAUUGGUACGUCAUCAAAGGACCAUCGGCCUCCCAGACACGUGUCGCUCUCCUCCUGCACUGAGUAGCUGAACUUCAGGAUUGCCUUCUAAACCAAAGGACCAUAAAUUUAAAAUUCACACAAGCUGAAGGCAAAACUCAUUUAAUCAAUAACAAGAAAUACAAUAGUGCGGUAAAUGUAAUAAGGCUGACAGUUAAAAGGACGCUCAAAUGGGACAGUCAGGUAGAAGUUACAAAGCACUCCCCAAGGAGAUUUCUAACCUGCAUGAAGAGAGUGGGUGGACAUGUCCUACUUCUAGGAGGUGAGCCAGCAGCUGAGUGAGAAUGCCCUGGCUUCCCUCGUGGCUCAGAGGGUAAGCAAUCUGCCUGCAGUGUAGGAGACUUGGGUUCGAUUCCUGGGUUGGGAAGAUCCCCUGGAGAAGGGAAUGGCAACCCACCUCAGAAUUCUUGCCUGGAAAACCCCAUGGACAAAGGAGCCUGGAGGGCUACACCAUGGGGUCGCAUAGAGUUGGACACGACUGAGCGACUCAAUUUCACCUUCUUUCACCUUUAUAAUUCUGAAGUCACUCAUAUUCACAAGCCCAUUUGAUUCUCAAAAUAAUCUUGGGAUACACAAGUGAAAUUAAGACAUAACAUUUGACAGUUAAUGAGAAGAACCGUGAGGCUAGUCUUAGCACUGUCCCAGCUGCUUCCCUGGCAUAAAGCUUCACGUGAGGACAGUAAGUCUGCGUGACCAACCCAUCUUAGAACACCCGCACAUUCGUCCCUGACAUGGCCUACCUCAAGUGCUGAGGCACACAUUUUAAACAAUUUUCACUUAUGUACUUCCUGAAAAACAAGGACAGAGCUGAAUCUAUAGUGCUUUUGUCUUCAGUGGACGCCUUUUAAAAUAAGUGAUAGCAUCCGAUCCAGGAAAAUAUGUCCUCCUCAGAGACUUAACAUUUUUGAGAGGCAGGCAGCAUGAGGAAGUAUAUGCUGUGGCAUCUGUCCAUCAUGGGCACAAGCUUACAGGGAGAGUCCUGCCAGGGGCAUGACCUCUAGGUCCGAGGGCACAGGGCGGCAUGGGAGCCAGCAGCAGGGGCGCAGGGCCCACCCCACCUUCCACACCCACCAGGCAGUGGCUCCACGGCCCCACCUGUGCACCAGGCUAACGCCCACCUUCCAGAGCGGUGGGAGAAUGAAGACCUCAUACUAAGCACACUGUAAAUGGCCAACCAUCAGCGUGAUCGGCUUGAUAAUCACCUCCUCCCCACUCUGUUAUUAGCUCCAAGGCGCUGCAGAUACGGAGGUUUAAAAACAGAAUGGCCACAUAUAAACUUCAGCAUAAAGUGAGAGAGCAAGAAAUCCUGAUUAUUAUUAAGAAAAUCCUUAUUUACAUUUAAACAAAGAGAUGGAACAGGACAGUCUUACCUCGUAGAAAAAUUCUUCCUCCGCAUUUGCAAACAUUAACUCUUCUUUCUUUUGGUUGCUCCGUUUCUUCUUGGAAUUGCUUUUUCCUGCUUCCACAAACGUCUUGCUGAUCAGAAGGUAGAAGUGACACUUCCCACACGGCUUGUUAGCUCUGCGUGCCUCUGCUAGUUCUUUCCUGCGAGGCACACACACAGACACAAGGUUUGCCUGCUGGGCCGGACAAGAUCCGUGGACAAACCAGCGCACAGAGAAAACCACUGAGACCUCUUCACGGAGUUCUGUGGUGACAUAGGCUUAACUGACAGACGUUAGAUCUGGAUGCUUCUAAAGCAGCCGGAUGCACUUCAGUUGAUUAUGGCAGCGUCUUUUAUAAUAAAUCGUAUGGUGACUCGCAGAUUAGCACUCUUGAGUUGUAGAUACACAGCAACUUAACAGAUGAGUCUCAAGUUCACACAACAUCACUGCUCUGUUAAAAAUACCUAAGAAUCUGGAUUUUCUAAAACAUUUAACUGAAACACACAAGGGCACACAGCCAUGACCGAUGCCAUCGUGGUGACCUCAACAGCAGGUGACCUCUACAGUCUCCAUUCACUGGCACCUGGGACUUAUUUCCGGCCUGCCAGAAAUGGCCAGACAGAUGCCCUGAACUACCACAUCAAUGAGACAGCAAUGAAACCUUAACUCUUCCUUCCUUCCUUUAAAUCAUACAUAACCCCGUAUGUGGAGAAGGCAAUGGCACCCCACUCCAGUACUCUUGCCUGGAAAAUCCCAUGGACGGAGGAGCCUGGUAGGCUGCAGUCCAUGGGGUCGCUAAGAGUCAGACAUGACUGAGCGACUUCACUUUCUCUUUUCACCUUCAUGCAUUGGAGAAGGAAAUGGCAACCCACUCCAGUGUUCUUGCCUGGAGAAUCCCAGGGACGGGGGAGCCUGGUGGGCUGCCGUCUAUGGGGUCGCACAGAGUUGGACACAACUGAAGCGACUUAGCAGCAGCAGCAACCCCGUAUGUCUGGCUAAACAAAAAUGUAAAGAAACUCAAAACAACCCACAUCGGCUUUCUUUCACAGGAUCAGAAGAAAGCUGAUCCUCCUAUGAAAUCAAACAAACGUGAGCUCCAGCUGAUCAGAAAAAAGACAAGUCAAACAGGCAGGCACCACAAGUACAGUAUGAGGAGCAGCUAAGGGGAGGGGGCAAGGGAGAAAGAGCAAAGCUAAAAAGCAACUGUAUAAAGGAAAAAUGGAAAACCAAAAGGUUUCAAACCAUAGUCACAUUUGCACCAACUAUUUCCAGGGAAAUCACAAAGAUGUACCCUGACCUCUGAGAAAUAAUAACUCUGUAAAGCCUGGGUGUCCACCUGUAAUUUCAUCCUCCUCUAUGUCAAAGCACAGGCAGUAUCAAUUCCUAUCUCUCCAUACAUUUAAAAUAUUCUUGUAAACUUAAAGCUCCUGCAUUAAAGCAAAACAAUAACAAACCCUGAGUUGAGAGGCAGUAUCAGGCCAUGGUUGCAUUCGCCACAGAAUAUCCCAAUGGAAUUUAGGAAUUUUACGGUUUUGUUAUUGUAAUUAGUUACAUUUCAUUCGUGAAACAGAAAUCCUAUCUCUGAAGCGGAUGAAAAACUCGUCAAAUGGGCGUUAAAGUGUAUAUGAAACUCUUAAUUUUUAUACCAUUUAAAUCUUUACAAUUAUUAAGACUAUUGUCACAACAGUCCUAAGGAAUUAAAACUAUUAAAAAGCCUAUUACUAGUAACACGUACAUCUCUCAGGCACUCCCCCAACACAUGCUUAAACCAACAGAUUCUAUUGGAGUCACAUUUCUGAAUCUACUUGGGGGAAAGCCUCCUGCUGAAAGGCGUUUUCCAGUCUCUUACUGAAGCUGCUGGUGCAUGGGCAGUGCGAUCUGUGGAGGAACGUUAAUGAAUCUCUCACUCAGCAGAAAGCCCACAGGCCUGGCGGUGUCGUUGAAAAGCCUGUCCAGCUCCUCACCCGUGCUCUUCUCACAAUUCUUCUCACAGAGGCGCAGAAUCAGCUCCUUAAUUUGCUCAGCACAAGGGGUUCCCUAGAAAGCAAAGAGAAGGCUCUCUAUCACAGCCAUCACCCACAGGAGAAAACAGAAAUGUGAGAGCUAUCACUUUUUAGUAUCUUAUAGAUAAGUGUGGUUUCCUGCCAAAGCCUUUAAAAAAAAACCUUACAAGUCUUCGGGUUUCCCUGAUAGUUCAGUAGGUAAAUAAUCUGCCUGCAAUGCAGGAGACCCUGAUUCAAUUCCUGGGUCAGGAAGAUCCACUGGAGAAGGGAUAGGCUACCCACUCCAGUAUUCUUGGGCUUCCCUUGUGGCUCAGCUGGUAAAGAAUCUGCCCACAAUGCGGGAGACCUGGGUUUGAUCCCUGGGUUGGGAAGCUCCCCUGGAGAAGGGAAAGGCUUCCCACUCCAGCAUUCUGGCCUGGAGAAUUCCACGGACUGUAUAGUCCAUAGGGUCGCAAAGAGUUGGACAUGACUGAGCGACUUUCACUUUACAAGUCUGAUUGUGUUGAUUAUUUUUCAAAAGUAACUACACCUGGUUACUUACUAGCCCAUACUCAGUGAUCAGAGAAGGUUAUACUAACUCAGACAUACUGGGAUAGAAACUCUAGUCCGUCCCAUAAGACGAAAGUAUCUGAAAAGUUCACUUAAAAAUUAAAGUGUAGCCUGCAUCUUAUUCUAAGGAGGGUAAACCCCCUGGGUUGUUCUUUUUUUUUUAACUAGAACCCAUCAAUGAGUCAAUAUAUGAAUGAAAAUACAAAUACAUGUGAGUGUCCUCAAUUUCAGGAAGCAAUGAAGACUCAGAAUCAAAGAAAACAGCUGUAGAGACAGCAAAAACAGCUGUGCAGACAGCAAAAACAGCUGUGUCCACACCAACAUCAGAAAACUCACUCUUUAAAACUCAGAGGACAAUUCUCUAUACCACAGGCAGUAAAUGACUUUAACUGGGUACAGAUUAUUCAGAGAAACAAAAAUACCUUUAUAUUGAAAAAAGGAUUACAGUAAGAUUUUACAAGAGCACAUGUCCUUAUAUUUAGUAUCUUUAUCUGAUAUAAAACACUCUUUCAUCAAGGAUUAAAUAGAAUUAACUUUUUAGGUUCUGCCCUAACGAAUAACCACUCUAAUGGCCACCCAAUGAAACCAACCUUUCUUUCAGUUAAAUUUAAAAGACUUAUGAAACCAAAAAUCUCGUCUUCAUCCACAUCGUCAUCGCUGUCUUCUGAAACAUCCGUUUGCUGUUUCAAAAAAAAGAAAAUACUCAUUUUACCUUUGGUUGAGAAGAAGUACAGUGCGAAGUCCUGGAAUCUAGAUGGCAUUUAUCUUUUCACAUUUCAAAUGAAAACUCUGUUUUACUGUCAUGCCUUAGCAAAGCCUCAUGGACUAAACCUGUGCAGCCCUGUUCCCAUCACGUCACCUCCCUGACUCUGUCCUCUUCUCACAGGCUGGGUGAUCUCCUCCUGCUCUCAGUAUCUUUCUUGACUCUUUAAGACGUUCUGCUCAGUGUAUUUUAAGUCCAGAACAGAUAAGCCCUCAUUAAGGAAACCAUUUUAGUCUCUUUCCUAAGUGAUGCUGGAGGCCGCCCAGGCUUGUUUGUGCGUCCACAACACUGUCUCACCCAAAACCCAUGCUUCAGAGCACCAGCCAGUGAUGACCACAGGUGAAGAUGAACAAUGCCUCAGUGCACGGGCAGGAGAGGAAAAGAGGGUGAGACGGGAAACGAGAAACUGCAAAAGCGGCACCGAGAGUGGGGUACGUGACUCCUGAGCCACCCUACCCUUUCGUGUUUUGACCUCCUGCUUCGGUUCUACUCAACGUGUCGGCCACACUUUGCUUCACCUGCUGCCUGUCCGCUCGUCCAAGCUGUAAACUCCUCUCGCGGCUUCCCCAGUCCCCAGCACAGAGUUUGGCACAGACUAAGUCCUCGGGGAAGAUGUGCUGAAUGAAUUAAAUAAGGCUGCUGCUCUUCCCCCGAAGGACGGCAGGGACCCAGGCUUGCCCCGAGUGUCCCUGAACUUCUCUGCGGGAAGGGGUCCCAGCACCGCUGCUCAGCCAGGCACAGGAGCAGUCGGCGGUGCCAGGGCACCUCCUGUGGCCAGGGCCUCAGCAGGAACAGAGAGCAGAGUAGAACUGCCUGCGGGGCCCAAGUCAAAACAGACUGAGCUGCAGGGGGGCCUGGCACCUGGGGAUGGUGAGGGGGCAUGGCUCCUGGAUCUGAGUGGACCAUGCCACUGAGGGGACCUCAGGCAAGGGGGCAACCAGGCUCUACAACAAAACACAUCUACUGAACAUGGAAGGGUAGGGUGGCUCAGGCAAGGCCGCUAAGGCAAAGGUCACCCAAACAAAUGAGGUGCCAAAGUGAGGGAAGCCUUAGGCUCAACAAAACAAGAGGGUGCAAAGGAGAAAAUGAGAAGGCGGCUCAGGAGAGGCCACCAGUCCCAGUGAGAGGCUCAAGGGCACGCCUGCUCUCGGAGGAGAGGGGAAAGCAGCAGAGGGAAACGUGCUGUGUCGACCGCCCGGGCCCCCUGAGAGCAACAGCAGACGGUGGACCCCCAGCCACUGUGACGAAGCCUGUUGGUACCCACAGGCCCACGGCAGGGAGUGUGAAAAAGGCUCCCUCAAGGCGAAGCCUGCCAAAUGCUUCCUUGAGAAGCAACAAGCACUCUGGAACAUGCUCAGCCCUCUUCCUCCACAGGCCAUCGGGCAUCCAGGCAGCAGCACGGGGUCUGCUGGUCACCACAGCCCAGCCUCGUCCACCACCACCUGCCUCCCCCACAGGAGCCGCCCUGCCUGACCCGAGUCCGGCCUCCUCCCAGCCCACCCCUUACCUCUCCCGAGCCUCUUGGGCCCCGAGUCUCCAGGUGAGCAAGCACGUGCGGUCUGCACAGCCCACCCCUUCCCUCCACAACCCUCGAAAAUGCCUUCUCUCAAACAGUCCAAAUUCCCCCACCUCCACAGGGUCCAGAACGUUCUGGCAGUCCCUGUCCUCAGAAGGAGAAGUCUGGUCCCUGGGACACCUCAGGUGUCUCUGCUGGAGCCGAGGGAGCCCUGAUUGUACUUUAGAUUUAUUUGUGUAAUUAUUCAAUUAAAGGAUGAAUCCCCCAA
This is a messenger RNA of Budorcas taxicolor (takin), 9609 nucleotides long. It is a transcript of the gene DHX32, whose product is annotated as DEAH-box helicase 32 (putative). The transcript is spliced from 12 exons. Gene Ontology annotation, molecular function: RNA binding. Lineage: Eukaryota; Metazoa; Chordata; Mammalia; Artiodactyla; Bovidae. The record is from RefSeq and is a predicted model, not a curated record. Gene Ontology annotation, cellular component: spliceosomal complex; intracellular anatomical structure. The coding region runs from base 364 to 2598 and encodes 744 amino acids.